AUUCACUAGGAGUAGGGAAAGCAGCAGAGCAACAAACAGCCAACAUGCCAGCUGAUUUGAACGGCUAUUGGAAAAUGAUUUCCAAUGAUAACUUUGAGGAGUAUCUGAAGGCUCUUGAAGUAAACAUUGCCAUCAGGAAAAUCGCCACCUUGUUGAAGCCUGACAAGGACAUUGUCCACAAUGGGGACCAUAUAAUCAUCAAAACCCUCAGCACCUUCAAAAACUACAACAUGGACUUCUAUGUGGGCAAAGAGUUUGAGGAGGAUCUGUCUGGAGUGGAUGACAGGAAAUGCAUGACCACCAUCACCUGGGAGGGAGACAAGCUGGUGUGUGUGCAGAAGGGAGAGAUCGAAGGAAGAGGCUGGACCCACUGGGUGGACGGAGAUGAGCUUCAUCUGGAGCUGAGAGCUGCAGGAGCUGUUUGCAAGCAGGUCUUCAAGAAGACCUAAGCUGGCUCUUAUUGGACGAGACGGUGUCCCCC
Molecule: messenger RNA, 481 nt
Organism: Perca flavescens (yellow perch)
Lineage: Eukaryota; Metazoa; Chordata; Actinopteri; Perciformes; Percidae
Gene: rbp1.1
Product: retinol binding protein 1, cellular, tandem duplicate 1
Exons: 4
Coding region: 45-449 (134 amino acids)
Molecular function (GO): lipid binding
Source: RefSeq, a predicted model, not a curated record